AUGAAUAUUCGUUCGGCCACUAUAUAUGAUAUUGAAGCAGUCACUCGUGUUCAUUACGAAGCUGUUCAUGGAGAUACACCUGCAAACUUCUACACGCAGGAAAUUCUACAAAGCUGGGCGCCAUCACCGACAGACGAGGUUCGUUUAAACCGACUUCGUUAUAUGAUAGAAAGCAGCGAUCGAGUACUCGUUGUUGCUGAAUUAGACAACAAAUCAGUCAUAGGAUUUGGAUCAAUCAUCCUUUCUGAACACGAGAUUCGUGCUCUUUAUGUUGAUCCAAUGUAUGAACAUCAAGGGGUUGGCACAAAGAUUUUGGCAUAUCUUGAAGCAUUGGCUUUGCAACACGGCGUGAAUACACUCGAAUUAAAGGCUUCACUCAACGCUGAAACAUUUUACUUGCAUCAUGGAUAUUCAGUAAUACAGUGUGACUAUCAUCAUUUGAGCUCAGAUUUACAAAUGGAAUGUAUCAAAAUGAGCAAUGAACUGCAUAAACACUAG
Molecule: messenger RNA, 498 nt
Organism: Rotaria sp. Silwood2
Lineage: Eukaryota; Metazoa; Rotifera; Eurotatoria; Philodinida; Philodinidae
Source: the annotation of a GenBank genome assembly